Molecule: messenger RNA, 3718 nt
Organism: Microtus oregoni (creeping vole)
Lineage: Eukaryota; Metazoa; Chordata; Mammalia; Rodentia; Cricetidae
Gene: Ppara
Product: peroxisome proliferator activated receptor alpha
Exons: 8
Coding region: 573-1979 (468 amino acids)
Biological process (GO): positive regulation of transcription by RNA polymerase II; negative regulation of transcription by RNA polymerase II; regulation of lipid metabolic process
Cellular component (GO): nucleus
Molecular function (GO): nuclear receptor activity; RNA polymerase II cis-regulatory region sequence-specific DNA binding; zinc ion binding
Source: RefSeq, a predicted model, not a curated record
ACAGUGAAGUGGGUGGACAGGGAUAGGAGGGGCUCAGUGGCGCAUGCGCGCGGAUCAGGGGCGCGGGUCUACAGGCACCGGCGAGGGCACAAGCUGGGAACGUGUGCGACUCUCGGGGCCUGCGGGACUGUCCGCUACUUCGGGUCCCCGCAAGUGCCAAGCGCCGGCCCCGAACUCUGUUCGCAGCUGGUAGUGGGGCUGGGGGCUUCGCGGAGUCCUUGAAUUGGAGCGACGCUGGGUCCUCUGGUUGUCCCCUGGAGGGGAGGGCCCACGGGCGGAGACAUCGGGGAGCGUCCUUCCCACGGCGCGGUGCAUUUGGGCGUCACCCACCGGGGGGCGUUUCCUGAGACCCUCAGGGAUCUCAGAGGCGAGGUAACCUGAGGACCGGACAGACUGAUUCUGGGAUCACUGAGCCCGGCUACUCCUGUGGAUCUGGAGAAACGCGGCCAAGACUGAAGUUCAAGGCCCUAUCUUCCCGGUGGAACUGACUUUUGUCGCAAGUCAAGCUCAGGAACAAGACGCUGUCAUCACAGGUUGACGCUCUGUGGCCUGCCUGGCCACUUCCAGCCAACAUGGUGGACACAGAGAGCCCCAUCUGUCCUCUCUCUCCACUUGAGACGGAUGACCUGGAGAGUCCCUUAUCAGAAGAAUUCUUACAAGAAAUGGGAAACAUUCAAGAGAUUUCUCAGUCCUUUGGGGAAGAGAGUUCUGGAAGCUUUAGUUUCACAGACUACCAAUAUUUAGGAAGCUGUCCAGGCUCUGAGAGCUCUGUCAUCACAGACACACUCUCUCCAGCUUCCAGCCCCUCCUCAGUCAGCUGCCCUGUGAUCCCCGCCAGCACGGAUGAGUCCCCUGGCGGUGCACUCAACAUUGAGUGUCGGAUAUGUGGGGACAAGGCCUCAGGCUACCACUACGGAGUCCAUGCGUGUGAAGGCUGCAAGGGCUUCUUUCGGCGAACUAUUCGGCUAAAGCUGGUGUACGACAAAUGUGACCGGAGCUGCAAGAUUCAGAAAAAGAACAGGAAUAAGUGCCAGUACUGCCGCUUCCACAAGUGCCUGUCCGUUGGAAUGUCACACAAUGCGAUCCGUUUUGGGCGGAUGCCAAGAUCUGAGAAAGCAAAACUGAAAGCAGAAAUUCUUACGUGUGAACAUGAUCUGGAAGAUUCGGAGACUGCAGACCUCAGAUCUCUGGCCAGGAGAAUCCACGAGGCCUACCUGAAGAACUUCAACAUGAACAAGGUCAAGGCCCGGGUCAUCCUGGCAGGAAAGACCAGCAAUAACCCGCCUUUCGUCAUACAUGACAUGGAGACCUUGUGCAUGGCUGAGAAGACGCUUGUGGCCAAGAUGGUGGCCAAUGGCAUCCAAAACAAGGAGGCAGAAGUGCGGAUCUUCCACUGCUGCCAGUGCAUGUCCGUGGAGACCGUCACCGAGCUCACCGAAUUCGCCAAGGCCAUCCCAGGCUUUGCAAACUUGGACCUGAAUGACCAAGUAACCUUGUUAAAGUACGGUGUGUAUGAAGCCAUCUUCACAAUGCUGUCCUCCCUGAUGAACAAAGACGGGAUGCUGAUCGCGUAUGGCAAUGGCUUUAUCACGCGGGAGUUCCUGAAGAACCUGAGGAAACCAUUCUGUGACAUCAUGGAACCCAAGUUUGACUUUGCCAUGAAGUUCAACGCCCUAGAACUGGACGACAGUGACAUUUCCCUUUUCGUGGCUGCUAUAAUUUGCUGCGGAGAUCGGCCUGGCCUUCUAAACAUAGGAUACAUUGAGAAGAUGCAAGAGGGUAUCGUGCACGUGCUCAAGCUCCACCUGCAGAGCAACCAUCCCGAUGAUACCUUUCUCUUCCCGAAACUUCUUCAAAAAAUGGUGGACCUUCGGCAGCUGGUCACAGAGCAUGCGCAGCUCGUGCAGGUCAUCAAGAAGACCGAGUCCGACGCAGCACUGCACCCGCUACUGCAGGAGAUCUAUAGGGACAUGUACUGAUUUCUCCUGAGAUGGCAGCCAUUGCCACCGUCCAGGGACCUCUGAAGUCUGCAGCCCCACACAGGAGAGUGGGGAUUUGCACAGACGACCACCCUCCUACCCUUGGAGAUGAAGAGGGCUGAGCCUAGGUAAUGCAGGCUCUUCCCACGUCUUUCCUUUCUGAAUUGGCACUUCUAAGAACACCUGUUACUCAAACGCUGGUGAGCGGAGGCUAAUAGGAUUCAGACAAUCACAGGGAAUGGCAAUCCCCGGGCUGAUCGUAACUGGUCCCGCACUAAUCAAUGCAUAUUUCUCUACAUCGCGUUUAUAAUUUGUCCCUAUAAUUAAUGUGUAACCUCAAAGUCUGAGUGUUUUCGUCUCUGCUCACUGACCUUCUGGCUGUGUGUGCCCUUGUAAAUCCUGAAAAAACUAAUCUGCACUUUUUAACCAAUGUCUGAUACACAAAGACAGGAUGAGGCCCGAGCGAGCGACAAGUUCUGCAAUCCUGUUCAUGUUAACCCCAUAGCAUGUUGGCAUGACAGCAAUUCCAGAGAUGGAGUCGCAGAAGAUCUGUCAACGCUCCUCUAGGCCCCCUCUGGCAGCUCCUUUAAUAUGACACUUUAUGGCUUUUUUGUUUUUAAAUCUUGAUGGGGAGAUACUCCCUGGAGUGGAGAAGGCAAAGGUGACUUUACUACCCAGGCCGGGAGGGUCUGGUCACCCUGGAGAACAAGAGGCAGGGGUGUGAUGUCCUUCCCCUUCUAUCUGUACCCAAUAGAAGAUCUCACAACACUUGAUUGGGUUUUUGUUGUUGUUUUGUUUCAAAGAAGUAGAUGAUAAAGUCCCUUUUCUUCCAUCCCAUUGGGCAAGCAGUGCUGACUACCUUCAGGAGAAAUAGUUGGCACAGAGAAUUCCCAGACCUCACGGACCUGCUAGCACCUGCCCUCCAAGAGGGUGGCUGCAUUUUUCUGAUCAGGGUGUAUCUUUUGUGCCCCUUCCCAUCUUACAAAAUUUUGACUCUUCUGAAGUCACAUUAUCUGUUAUUAAAGAAUGAUCAAGAUGGAUACUGCCAGGGAGUUGGGGAUGUAGCUCAGCUGGCAGAGGACUGGCUGAACCCUAGUGCUGCUUUCUGCUGGGCAUGGUGGCGCGCGCCUAUGACCUCAGCAAAUGUUUAAGGUCGCCUUCAUAUGCACACUUAAGUUUGAUUCCAGUCUGUACUGCAUGAGACCCUGUUUUCUUUUAAAAAUAUUGAUGCAGAUAAAAUAUUCAAGAUCAGCAUUAUGAAGACAGUAAAAUGAAUAAUAUGGCCAUGAUAUUUCAAGUAGGAAAAGGGGAAAAUUAGGGUCAAGACAUGGUUUAAGAUUUGCACACUUAUGGCUGAGUGGUGGCGCACACCUUUAAUCCUAGCACUCGGGAGGCAGAGGCAGGCGGAUCUCUGUGAGUUAGAGACCAGCCUGGUCUACAGAGCUAGUUCCAGGACAGGCUCCAAAGCCACAGGGAAACCCUGUCUUGAAAAACCAAAAAAAAAAAAAAAAAGAUUUGCACACUUAUGGCUGAGUGGUGGUUGUGCACAUCUUUCAUCCCCGCACUCGGGAGGCACAGGCAGGUAGACCCCUGUGGGUUUUGGGUCCAGCCUAGUAGGGCCAGUCUGGUCUACAGAGUUAGUUCUAGGACAGUCAAGGCUACACAAAGAAACCUUGUCUCAAAAAACAAAACAAAAACAAAUAGAAUGAGUCUUUUUCUGUCCCGCCAGCCAGCUCCCA